CGUCACAGUGCCAGUAUUACACAAGUGCCUUGGUGUCACCGUGUAAGUAUUACACAAGUGCCUUGGUAUCACCAAGUAAGUAUUACACAAGUGCCUUGGUGUCACCAUGCCAGUAUUACACAAGCGCCUUGGUGUCACUGUGUCAGUAUUACACAAGUGCCUUGGUGUCACCAAGUAAGUAUUACACAAGUGCCUUGGUGUCACCAUGUAAGUAUUACACAAGUGCCUUGGUGUCACCAAGUAAGUAUUACACAAGUGCCUUGGUGUCACUGUGUCAGUAUUACACAAGUGCCUUGGUGUCACCAAGUAAGUAUUACACAAGUGCCUUGGUGUCACCAUGCCAGUAUUACACAAGCGCCUUGGUGUCACUGUGUCAGUAUUACACAAGUGCCUUGGUGUCACCAAGUAAGUAUUACACAAGUGCCUUGGUGUCACCAUGCCAGUAUUACACAAGCGCCUUGAUGUCACAGUGCCAGUAUUACACAAGUGCCUUGGUGUCACUGUGUCAGUAUUACACAAGUGCCUUGGUAUCACCAAGUAAGUAUUACACAAGUGCCUUGGUGUCACCAUGUAAGUAUUACACAAGUGCCUUGGUAUCACCAAGUAAGUAUUACACAAGUGCCUUGGUGUCACCAUGCCAGUAUUACACAGGUGCCUUGGUGUCACCAUGCCAGUAUUACACAAGUGCCUUGGUGUCACCAUGUAAGUAUUACACAAGUGCCUUGGUAUCACCAAGUAAGUAUUACACAAGUGCCUUGGUGUCACCAUGCCAGUAUUACACAAGCGCCUUGGUGUCACCAUGCCAGUAUUACACAAGCGCCUUGGUGUCACCAUGCCAGUAUUACACAAGCGCCUUGGUGUCACUGUGUCAGUAUUACACAAGUGCCUUGGUGUCACUGUGUCAGUAUUACACAAGUGUCUUGGUGUCACCGUGUCAGUAUUACACAAGUGCCUUGGUAUCACUGUGUCAGUAUUACACAAGUGCCUUGGUGUCACUGUGUCUGUAUAACACAAGUGUCUUGGUGUCACCGUGUCAGUAUUACACAAGUGCCUUGGUAUCACUGUGUCAGUAUUACACAAGUGCCUUGGUGUCACUGUGUAAGUAUUACACAAGUGCCUUGGUGUCACUGUGUCAGUAUUACACAUGUGCCUUGGUAUCACCGUAUCAGUAUUACACAAGUGCCUUGGUAUCACUGUCUCAGUAUUACACAAGUGCCUUGGUGUCACUGUGUAAGUAUUACACAAGUGCCUUGGUGUCACUGUGUCAGUAUUACACAAGUGCCUUGGUGUCACUGUGACAGUAUAACACAAGUGUCUUGGUGUCACUGUGUAAGUAUUACACAAGUGCCUUGGUGUCACUGUGUAAGUAUUACACAGUGCCUUGGUGUCACCGUGCCAGUAUUACACAAGUGCCUUGGUGUCACUGUACCAGUAUUACACAAGUGCCUUGGUGUCACUGUGUAAUUAUUACACAAGUGCCUUGGUAUCACUGUGUAAGUAUUACACAAGUGCCUUGGUGUCACUGUGUAAGUAUUACACAAGUGCCUUGGUGUCACUGUGUCAGUAUUACACACGUGCCUUGGUGUCACUGUGUAAGUAUUACACAAGUGCCUUGGUAUCACUGUGUAAGUAUUACAUAAGUGCCUUGGUAUCACCGUGCCAGUAUUACACAAGUGCCUUGGUGUCACCGUGCCAGUAUUACACAAGUGCCUUGAUGUCACAGUGUCAGUAUUACACAAGUGGCAGAGUCAGUAUUACACAAGUGGCAGAGUGUCAGUAUUACACAAGUGCCUUGGUGUCACUGUGUCAGUAUUACACAAGUGGCAGAGUGUCAGUAUUAUACAAGUGCCUUGGUUUCACAGUGUCAGUAUUACACAAGUGCCUUGGUGUCACUGUGUCAGUAUUACACAAGUGCCUUGGUGUCACUGUGCCAGUAUUACACAAGUGUCUUUGUGUCACGGUAAGUAUUACACAAGUGCCUUGGUGUCACUGUGUCAGUAUUACACAAGUGCCUUGGUGUCACCAUGCCAGUAUUACACAAGUGCCUUGGUGUCACAGUGCCAGUAUUACACAAGUGCCUUGGUGUCACUGUGCCAGUAUUACACAAGUGUCUUUGUGUCACUGUAAGUAUUACACAAGUGCCUUGGUGUCACUGUGUCAGUAUUACACAAGUGCCUUGAUGUCAGUGUCAGUAUUACACAAGUGCCUUGGUGUCACUGUGUAAGUAUUACACAAGUGCCUUGGUAUCACAGUGCCAGUAUUACACAAGUGCCUUGGUGUCACUGUGCCAGUAUUACACAAGUGUCUUUGUGUCACUGUAAGUAUUACACAAGUGCCUUGGUGUCACUGUGUCAGUAUUACACAAGUGCCUUGAUGUCAGUGUCAGUAUUACACAAGUGCCUUGGUGUCACUGUGUCAGUAUUACACAAGUGCCUUGGUGUCACUGUGUCAGUAUUACACAAGUGCCUUGGUGUCACAGUGCCAGUAUUACACAAGUGCCUUGGUGUCA
Saccoglossus kowalevskii is the source of this 2509-nucleotide messenger RNA. RefSeq lists its product as uncharacterized. NCBI's taxonomy places the organism in Eukaryota, Metazoa, Hemichordata, Enteropneusta, Harrimaniidae. The record is from RefSeq and is a predicted model, not a curated record.